UACACUGAGAGGAGUAGAGGAGAGCUUCGGCUCCAACAGGACGUGUUUGUGGGUCUAAAAUUAAACUGCUCCUCCACCUGCACUGCUAUGACAGCUGCGCACCCAGUUUUGGGUGUGACAAACAUCUUGCGCGUGUGUGUCAGGUUUUGGCAUUUAUCCAGGCUGAGUGGAGGCGCGGAUGACUUGACUUUAUUGUAUCGCCAUCGCUUCACCUGCUGAUGUGUUUUGGACAUUUUCUUAGUGGUCCAGACCAGAUGUUGUGGGGACACACAUGCAGGGCUGCUGCUGCAGAUGUGCCAGUGGUUUAUUUGCUGAUGUAGUGCUGGUCAGGAUAUAAAAGUUGAAGUCUUGCUCCUGAAGGUGUGGGCUCCAAAUGCAUUCGCUCCUGGGCCGGGAGAAGAAAGAAGAAGAAGCAGGAUUUGGGUUCGAUCUGGGUCUGUCUCCGGGCUUUCUGCCCCAAGCUGCCACCAUGUUCAGCUGUGUGGGCUGCUUCUGGGUGCUCCUCUCCUCCGCUCUGGUCGCCGUCUGCAGCUUCAGCUUCAUAUCCCCUGCCUGGAUUGUUAAGGACCAGCUGAGGAACAAUCACCACCAUCACAACAACAAGGACUCCGUGAGCUUCGGCUUGCUGUGGCACUGCUCGGAGUCUCUGGAUCACAUGUACAGAUGCUACACCUUCGGGGGACUGGGCAAAUUCGCAGAUAUCCCCUCCAGCUCCUGGCAGACCAGCGCGGUGCUCUGUUCAGGAGGCUGUGCCCUGCUGGCCGUCAGCUCUCUGUUGGCCAUCAUCACCAUCUUCCUGCCCAGCGGAGGAUGCGAGAGGAGGAUCUGCACCCUGGCUGGAUACAUGCAGAUGGCUUCAGUGUUCAUCAUGGCGGCUGGACUGCUGGUCUACCCCUUCGGCCUAAACUCCUCUCUGGUCAAAUCCUUCUGCGGGAACUCUGACAUCUACUACGCCGGCGAGUGCCAGAUCGGUUGGGGCUACAUGCUGGCUAUUGUCGGAGUCAUGCUCACCGUCUUCUUGCCCUUUUUUGCCAAAUAUGCACCGAAGGAGCACCUGUCCCCCACCCCUCUGCCCACGCUGUUAUAGUGCAUUGUUAUAGUGUGUGUCCCCCCCCCCCCUCCUGAUGUCAUGGAGAGACACCUGCAUCCCGUUUUCAAAGGUGAUGCUGUUUGGGACGCUUAACAACAAACACUGUCUUCCUGCAUCUGUUGUGUGACAUUUAGAUGGAAUGUUUUAUGUUACAAUAUUAAUCUGUGGGUUAUGAUUUUCAUCAUGAUGCAAGGACCUCACACGAUUUAAAAAAUUACCACAAACAUAACAAGUACUUGCUAAAAAUGAAAGUGUUGUUUUUCUCCUUCCUUUUUUUGUGUGAAGUCAACAUAUGUAACAUUCCAAAACAGGCUGGCUGCAUAAAGAGAGGACGCAUGAGAUGAUGUGGCUGUGACUGAAGAACGUUCGACUCAACAAGAGACACUUUGAACGGACUGAGAAUACUAAUGGAGUUGCAUCUACGGGUGUAUUGUGCUGAAGCCUUCCGACUGUACAUAUGGUCUGGAUUUAACAGAGAUGAUGUUAUAAAAGAAAAGAGAAAUCUGACGCUUUAAAGGAUGUUUGCUCUGCAGACUUUUUCUGUGUUCCAGUCUUGCGACUGGGCAGUGAACCAGUGGGAGUCGAGAAGACGUUUUAGCUUUCAAAGACAUUUAGUAACUGUCUCCAAGAUAAAAAAAAAUAAAAAAAGGACAAUAGACACAGCAUCAGACCUGCCGAGAGGACAAAUGGAAAUACUUUUCUCAUAACGAGGAAGUGAAUCAUGCUAAUACGUAGUGAUUUCAGAGCAGUGUUGUCAAAAAAUGUAUGUUGGGAUACUGCAUCCUUUCCUUUUCCCCAGAACUGUUUGUGUAACGUAACUCGCUUGUUAAAAACAUGAGAAAUUGUUUUCUGUCUACAACACACAAUACUAAACACUCUAAUUCAGGACAAAAUGAUUGCAAAAAGGGCAGAGAGAUGUAGGGAUUUUGUCAAACAAACGCAUGAUAAGAUGGGGCUUUGUUAAUGGUAGAACAAUUGAUCUAGAUUUUAAAUGUGAUCUGACCAACUUGUGCCUUUUAACAUAACCAAGACAAGUGUUUAAUACAAUUAUCAGGUUAUCAUCUUUUUCUGCUGAAAAACUGUGGAUCCUGUUGUGUGAUGUGUUUUUUUUUUCCUAAUAUAUUUUUCCUCUCUGAGGUUAAGUCUUUCUCCUGUACUUGAUGCAGUAUGAUCUCAUUAACUUGAGAAAAUGUUCUGGGGGAUAAAAAAGAGGAUGUCUUCUAAUCCUUGGAGGUAUAUCGGCAGAUAGAAAGGGAGGGGGGGGGGGGGGAGAGGCAGGCAGUGUACUUGUGUUCAAUUAUGCCCCGAGACAUUUUUGCCAAUUAUCUAGAAGAGAUAAAUCACUUGAAUUGCUAUAUUAAAAGGUUAUGACAUGCAGCUAACAGAUUAACUCCUGGCAUCCUCGUCUUACGUGAUUAAGAAAUUGAGUGGUAGAGGAGGGGAGCUGUACAAAUUGAACUUUGGUUAUCUGUGCUGAGCUGACACAUUAUUCACAUUAUGUGUAAAACGUGGCUUAAAAUAAUUAGCUCCUUAAGAAAGCUAAUGUGUUGCUGUGUUUUUUUUUACGUCAAUCCACUACUCCUUUAAAGCGCUGGCACCAUUCCUGUCAUAUUCCAAGGACAAAAUGUCUUCUUCUCCACUUGCUCUCCCUGUACACUGCCAAUUCCAUCAAGCUAGACUCCCUUUCCUAGUUGGUGUUUAUGUGCAUAUUAAUGUUGAAUGAUGGGUUGGAUUUUGCUAAUGGGUUCAUCUUUAAAUAUUCCCCAAAUGUGGGUUCCCAUAAUGACAUGACAUUAAGACAAUGACUGUGAUUAUGUUGCCAUAUUUGAAAGAAGGUCAGGAGAGAAGUGUUGUAUUGGACCUCAUACUGUGCUUGACUGUGGGAAUGACUGCACUGGAUUUAUUCCCCUAUUUGUUGAACCAUUGUGUGUAAAGUCUCAGCACUGGUGAAACUGUUUUGGUAGAUUAGAAUUAUUGUUUUUUCCAUUGUGAUGUUUGACUGUAAAUAAACUAACUGUACUUGAUAUCA
This is a messenger RNA of Cottoperca gobio, 3119 nucleotides long. It is a transcript of the gene lhfpl7, whose product is annotated as LHFPL tetraspan subfamily member 7. The coding region runs from base 374 to 1087 and encodes 237 amino acids. Lineage: Eukaryota; Metazoa; Chordata; Actinopteri; Perciformes; Bovichtidae. Gene Ontology annotation, cellular component: membrane. The record is from RefSeq and is a predicted model, not a curated record. The transcript has 3 exons.